CGCAUAACGGAACGCAAAACCCAUCUGGCAACACUGACAUCAUUACAAUUCAAUAAUUUCAAAGUUUUUCGCAACUUCCACAGUAGAGCGAGGUGGUUGUUUAUUUUAUAUAAUAUCAACUUACACAUAAUAAUUUUCAACUUGCUAUCUGCGAAAAAUGGAAACAGCGAAUGUGAAGGCGGAAUCCUCGCAGGAGGAUACACACGACGUCGAAAACGAAGACGAGAUCACGUCGAAGAUCGCAGAACCGCCAAACGGCCAUGAUUCUUGCAGCGAACAAGAUUCGUCAGACAGUUCGGACAUCUCUGACUUUUUAGAGUCAGAAACAGACUCCGAGCCAGUGUGGGACAGUGAAUCAGAGUCUGACGACGAAGAACCGUCCUCUCCUGUGUCUUCGGCCUCAACAGCUUCGUCAGAAAUGUGGAGCGACGACGCGCUAAUUGCCAAGGUGUGUGCUUUCCAAUUGCAACCUGGGCUUAAGGAAAUUGCGUCAAAAUCUCCUGUAGAUUUUUUAAACUUGAUGUUCCAAAAACCGUUAUUUGAAAGUUUAGUAAAAAAUAUUAACAAGCACGGAACAAAACUGCUGAACGAAAACAGCAUACAAGAAUGGAAUGAUGUGACAAUAAAAGAGUUCCACGUCUUUUUAGGAUCAAUUCUGAACGUCGGAACUAUAAACACGACCGUAGCGGCAGACUUCUGGAACGAAGCUCGAGGCGUAUUCCUUCCUAAAAAUUAUAUGACUGAAAAGAGAUUUUUGAUGAUACUUAAAUGUCUCAAUUUCGCAGAAGACAUCCCUGAGAAAAAAAAUAGAAUGUCCAAAGUGUCUUUAAUAGUCAAAUACUUUAACGAUGUGAUGAAAAAGGUGGUUACUCCUGAAAAGACACUGUGCAUAGAUGAAUCGAUUGGCCCGUUUCAUGAACAUUUAUACUUAUUGUCAGAUCAACACGGUCUUGUGCAUAAAUUAUUAGUUUACAAAGGCAUUGGUGAGGACGAGUUAGAAGAAAUGACGAAACGCGAGAUUGAUAAUUUUAUCCAUGCUCGCGGUAAUGAAGUUGUGAAAAAAUUGCUCGAAGAUAAACUUGAUGUCGGCCAUUCCGUGUACAUGGACAGUGAUUACAACUCUUUAGGACUUGCAAAGUUCUUAGUAGCUCGAAACACACAUGUAACUGGAACUUUGAAACGCAAAAGAGAAGGAAACCCACCAGAAAUAAUCGAGAAAGAGCUGAACAUAGGCGACAAAAUUACUAAAUACAAGAUGGUAUCAGUGUUAUUAUAUGGAAAGAGAAUGUUGAUCACCAUGUUGUAAUGAUAUCUUCAGAGCACGGCAGCGAAUGGCGGGAACACGUCAACAAAUAUAAGCAAUCUAUAAAAAAACCAGCGUGUGUCUGGGAAUUCAAGCAAUACAGGGAUGGCGUAAGAACACAUGAUGAAAUGAUGUCGGACUAUUAUUACAUGCCGGAGAAACUGGCGUGGCACAAGAGAGUAGGGAUACAUAUAUUUCAGAUGUUACUUCUGAAUGCUUAUAAUUUAUACAAAAGGUACGGGGAAAAGCCACCACUUAAGCGAUUCCUGAAGUUCAGACAGGUUGUGAUUGGUCAUCUUCUAUCAGGUGGUGAUUCAGACUCAGUUUAAUUUAUGAUUUAGUUUAAUUUUACAUAUAAAUAUGUUUUAUUUCAGUUAUAAAAAUUAGUAAUAUGUUUAUUUAUUUAUUUUAUUUCAAACUUUAUUGCACAUAAAAAAGAGUACAACAGGCGGACUUAAUGCCAAUAGGCAUUCUCUAUCAGUCAACCAUAAGAUGUUAAGUUUUUAAAACAGGUAUAAAUAAGAAAACAUUAUUUUCUUCUGUUAUAAAUAUAAGAUUAUGAUUGGAUCAGAGUAUAAGAUUUAAAAAAGCGCUGGUGGCCUAGCAGUAAGAGCGUGCGACUUGCAAUCCGGAGGUCGCGGGUUCAAACCCCGGCUCGUACCAAUGAGUUUUUCGGAACUUAUGUACGAAAUGUUAUUUGAUAUUUACCAGUCGCUUUUCGGUAAAGGAAAACAUCGUGAGGAAACCCGACUAAUCCCAACAAGGCCUAGUUUUACCCUCUGGGUUGGAAGGUCAGAUGGCAGUCGCUUUCGUAAAAACUAGUGCCUACGCCAAAUCUUGGGAUUACUUGUCAAAGCGGACCCCAGGCUCCAUUGAGCCGUGGCAAUUGCAAGCCGUGUUCGCUCGAUAUAUUCUAGGUCCUCUUGUAUCAGAAUCGCCACUCCCCCUCCAGGUCGGUCAAAACGAUGAUAUAACGCUGCAAACUCGUAGCCGCUAAUGUUUAUGAAACUUUUGCGCUUCCGAUAUCCAUGUUUCGUUGUAGGCUGUGCGUGUGUGCGUAGAUGUGAGAGCCGCGCGGAUUGUCGAAAGUCAGUGGUAGGACGGUUAACGAUUAUUUUUGAAACUAUUUUGCUUCUAGUUCAUGCAUUUCUUAUCCGAUUUCAAUAAUGUUUCCACUAUCACAAAGCACUGAGUAACCACUACAUAACAGUAUAUAAAACACAUAAAAACUUGAAAAAUGUUAGUUUUUCGAUUUAAAUUCGCGGAGAGCUCUGACACAGUGACUUUACUCGAUGGCGCGCGCGCGCGCCUUCUCAGUUAGACCGGCGAACAGCGCGGUCGUACCGUGUGAUGUUUGUGUUGACGAACCGUUGGAAAUACAUUAUAUCGUAUGAUUUACUGAGGUAAAUACAUUACUUUACAGUUGCCACCCGUGUAGGCCUGUAUCAGUGGAUGCUAUGGAAGCAGUCUUGGUCGCACUUUUGAUAUUUGACAGGCAAUCUUGUACCUACAUUCUAGACCUCGUUGCGACUCUCUCAGGGCCAAACAGAAUCUUGUCAAGUCAGUGCAAGCUCAGCGUGGUCGUGUCUAUCUCGGAACAUAAUGAAUUGGAAAUGAAAAACAUAGUUAUUUUUCUAUAAUUUUCUAUAUUAUUUGGUACAUGAUAUUAGUCUAUCCGUCCAACCAUAGGGAGCUAUAGGCCCCGCCGUUGACUAAACUUUAAAAUACAAAUAUGGCGGCACUUCCGGCCAGUAUAGUUGCACGAUAGACGACAUCCACUUAACUACUGUACAACAUAAGGUUUAGACUAGUUUUUUUGACAGUCAGUCCUAACAUGUAGUAUUUCGUUUUGGCUAGUCCACUUGAAGUAACAAUUCCAUAGAAUGGUUUACCGUAAAACACUAUAAUAACUAUUUUCUAAACGUUACACCCAAACCGAAAGUUCAAUUACAACGCGUAACCUACCUCCUAGUACUUUACUUCUUGAGAAUAGUAAGCCCUGUUUCUAUUAUUGUAAUUAUUUGUAAUCAUAAAAAUGUAUAUAAUCUGUUGACCUUUUGAAGAUUGAAUCUUGAGAUGGUUUUAACGACUUUUUCAUGUGGUCAUUAUAGUCUUUUGCGGCUGUUUUCUUGAAAUAAAUCAGCCGAAACAAAAUACACUCAUGGAUGUGAUCAUUGCCUAUUUUCAUUGAUUUCUAUAGAGCUAGCUAGCGCAGAAUUGACCGUCAGAAAAACAAGCCAUACAUACAUCCCCAGAAGCUUAACUCAAAUGGCGUAAAAAAGCACGCUACAAUACAGAUCCAUACAUAGCUCGGACACAAAAACACCACAUUUAGAAACUGAUAUUGAUAUCAUAUUGAUAUAUUUUACGUUUCCAAAUGUGCCUCUAAAUAAUAAAUAUAUUGUCGGGAGAACGCACUAAAGUCAAACUCUUGGUAUUUCCAAAAAUGUAUCUACGAAUGUAUGAUGGUAUAAUAGCACUUAUAUCGUUUAUCAUGUCACGCGUCACAAAUGAUAAAAGCACGACAUGUUACAGAUUUAUAUAUUUGUUUUAUUCAUUCGAGUCAAAGCACACGUUCUGAAGCCCCACUUCCGACAUCGAAAACUGCUAUUUUUUUCGCUCAUGCAUAUUCGAGUGAUAGGCAGAUAACGAUUUUAGACUUCGAUGUUGGAGGUAGACACUCUAAUCAUGUAAGAAAUGAAAUCGUUUGAUUAAGGUGCGGACUCUCGAUAGCCGGUAGAUCGUCAACAAUUGCGUAAAAAGGCAUGAACUUAUAUUUAUUUUAACAGCCAUUUCGGUACGACAACGCAGAAAAUGAGGCGAUGGAUUUUGCGAGUAUUUUUUUAAUAAUUAUGAAACUACACGCAGAACGUUAUACCGCACCCUUCGUCACGUUUCAAAGCAUCGUGCGAAGUCGAGAAGAUAGUUAUUAAUUAUGUUAUGUCAACGAAACACAUGGACGUAUUUGCCAAAUCAUUCACGUUGCGAGUGACGCAACUUUUGGACCCGGGUACGUCCUUAAACUACGUCCACAAGAGAGGUAUGGGCAUUGUGAAUGUCAUCUCGCUCUGUGUGGUAGGGCACAGCACAGCGGAUGUCAUCCCAGAUCUAGAGCAGAGCCCAACUGGGGAAGUACCUCCACCUUACAGAAAACCGCAGCCAAAUAACACUUGACCCUACUCAUAGUGUUGUGUUCCUGCCGGUGAGUAAGGUUGCCAGAGCUCAACGAGGGGGGUGGGGUUAGGGUCGGCAACGCGCAUGUAACUCCUCUGGAGUUGCAAGUGUACAUAGGCUACGGAGACUGCUUACCAUCAGGCAGGCCGCAUGCUUGUUUGCCACCGACGUAGUAUAUAAAAAAAAAAACGCAGCAACGCCAUAACAAACCACGAAGUGAAUUGUGGGUCUCAGGAUGUACAUAAUACAUGCUUUAGUUAGAAAUGUUGUUUAGGUGAGACUAUUUUUAACAAUAACCCCGAAUCUUGUCUAGUCUCGUAGUUUCAAAUUAGUCAUGCUGUUUUUAUCUGUUGUAUUAGUUCUUUACUUGUGUUAUGUUUAGCUUAGUUAAAUUAACUCUCCUACCUUGUCAUAGUUUUCAUGUAAAAAAAAAUAAUAAUAAAAAAAUAUUAUAGGACAUUAUUACACAAAUUGACUAAGUCCCACAGUAAGCUCAAUAAGGCUUGUGUUGAGGGUACUUAGACAACGAUAUAUAUAAUAUAUAAAUACUUAGAUACAUAGAAAACACCCAUGACUCAGGAACAAAUAUCCAUGCUCAUCACACAAAUACAUGCCCUUACUAGGAUUUGAACCCGGGACCAUCAGCGUCGUAGGCAGGGUCACUACCCACUAGGCCAAACCGGUCGUCAAAUCGUCGGUCGUAUAUGUUAGUCUCACUAAUGUGUAGUUUCAUAAUUUAAAUUUAAUUCAUGUUUAUAAAUACUAUUAUAUCCAUCGCCAUCUUCCUCGUCGUGCUAUGCUAAACUAAUAACAAUCCAAAACAUAAAUACGAGACUAACUCAAUGGCCAACGCAAACUUUAUUUCAUACGCCUCAAGGUUCAAAUCUGUUUGACAAUAUCAUCUUCACAAUCAAAAUAUUGGUCAAAUAACAAAAGGACCACAAAUUUCAUUGGACUAGGUUUGUUAUAUAAUGGUGGGUUUACACAUUCGCGCUCUGUUCUUAUUUGUUUUACGUCAAUUUAUCUAAAGCCGAAAGUAAUUUUUAAAUGUCCAAUUUCUGUCGAAGUUGUUAAAAUUAUUUAGUGUAAAAUAAACACAUUGAACUUUAUUAACAGUGAUAAUUAGAUUAAUAUAUCAUAAUAUGGCUUCCCAUUUUUUUUAAAUACUAAAUAUUAAGAGACAAAAUAACAAAUGUGUAAAACCAGCAUUAAAACAUGGACGAUAAACAAAAGUUCAGACAUUUUAUCAAAGUUUCAUAUUAAGGCGGUAUUUUACGAGUAUUAUCGUAACAUACAAUAUUUUCAUUUUAUCAUCCACGAAAACAAUUACAAUAUUUAAACUCUACUCGGGUCCAUUUACCAAAAGCUUGCUCAAUUACGCAAUAAUCACAAAAUUUGUCAAAUAAAUGUAUUUAUUAAACAAAGAGAAAUAUAAGUAAUAAAAAAUUAGCUUACAUUCAGUUAAGGCGCGCGGGCGCAAGCUCUUAAAACUAAGCGAACAUCGCCUUAAUAUACAUCAACUACAAUAACAUUAUGUACACGUCCGUCGAGAAGUCGACCUUAUGAUAUAAGAACACAGUAUCCCUCGUGAAAGGAUUGGCCUGUACUCACCCAGAUCUUACGGCACAUUCACACGGAAUUAAAAAUAUCAAACAUGUAUGAAUACACCAUAACGCGUUAUUGUUUGACAACUCAAAAUGUCGAGUGUUACCGACCGAUCCUUUUCAGUACUGCCCAAUGAUUUCUAGAUUUGCUACUGAAAGUAAAAUAUAAAGGUCAAAUACAUGUUUUGGAAAUCUGAAGGUUCUUAGACUCGGACGGUGCAAGUGUUAUUUUAAACGUCAAACUUCUGUGGAAUUAUGACGUGGCUAUCAAUAUCGCUGCCAACUUAACUGGAUCUGACUCUAUAUGUUGUGUCCGAAUAUGUUAAUUAUAUCAAUGGUUGGAGAAAGUUCCAUAACAUCCAUAUGUCAAAUUAAGACGUUAUUAACGGGACUUUUUCAAAUUUAAAUUUAUUUCCGAUGUGUCGAGGAGGACGGCUAGGAGAAGACUGGCUAAAAUUGACAUUAACAUCUUUUAGCCGCGCGAGUUUUUCGAACUACCCGCACUUGGUCUUGUUCAUCAACUACGUUUAUUUAUUUAUUUAAUCUUUAUUGCACAAUACAUGAAGGUACAAAUAGCAGACUUAAUGCCUUAAGGCAUUCUCUACCAGUCAACCAAUGGGUUAAACCAGAAAGAUUUACGUUUUGCGCACUUGAGAUAUUACUCGAUCGACACAACACUAACGAUAUUAGUUUUAAAAUUAACUUAAAACUUAAAUAUCCGCGAUCAAGUCCCGUUUUCUUAUUGUGUAAAAAUUAAAACUUUUAUUAUUUCUUGUAUAUCAGCACUCAAAUAUAAUAGACCGUUUUAUUUAAAACUGCAUGAGAUUAAAGCAAGAAAUAUUACUUUGGUAAUCCGCGAGAAAAUAACGUGUUAGUCAAUCAGUGCUAACCCGUUGUACUUACUUGCGUAUUUUUACAUGCAAUUAAUGUUCCCACCGCAAAAAUAAAUACGCAAAUAAAUAUAACAACCCACCACCAAAAGUACAAAACUC
Messenger RNA from Cydia pomonella (codling moth), 7073 nucleotides. Its product is annotated as piggyBac transposable element-derived protein 4-like. The record is from RefSeq and is a predicted model, not a curated record. The transcript is spliced from 2 exons. Bases 158 to 1306 code for a protein of 382 amino acids. NCBI's taxonomy places the organism in Eukaryota, Metazoa, Arthropoda, Insecta, Lepidoptera, Tortricidae.